AUGAACACCGCCAAAGGCUCGGCUGGCAGCCAUGUCAGCUUCUACAAUGCCCUGAUCAUCGCGUUCGCAUGCUUUGGAAGUAUCACUUAUGGAUAUUGCUCCUCUAUCAUCGGAACCACUCUUGGUCAGCCAUCCUUCACUACCUAUUUCGGGCUUGCCACUAGCUCCAAUGCCCACGGCCUCGAAGGCGCCAUGAAUGGUCUCUUCCAGGCAGGAGGUCUCUUUGGAACGCUGUCGUUUGGCUAUGUAGCCGACAAGUUUGGCCGGCGAACAGCUUUGUUCACAUCCUCCGUCAUCUGCGUCAUAGGAGGAGCGCUCCAAGCUGGAUCUGUGGACAUAGCCAUGUUCAUUGUUGCGAGAUUUAUCACUGGAUUUGGAGUCGGCGGCAAUGUAUUCCUUGUGCCUCUCUGGCAGAGCGAAAUCGCGCCGCCUCAUGCACGAGGACUGCUAGUUGGUUUACAUGGAAUUUUCAUUCUGGUCGGUUACAACAUAGCGACUUGGCUUGGGGUUGGUUUCUUCUAUGUCAACGCCGGUGGCGCACAAUGGAGACCACCUCUAGCCAUUCAAUGCUUGCCGCCCUUGAUUUUGGCCUUGGGGGUUCCUUUCAUCCCCGAGUCUCCACGCUGGCUGAUCGAUCACCAAAAGGAAGAACGAGCGCGAUUGAUCCUUACCAAACUGCACGAAAGUAAACGAACAGAACAGCAAGAAUCCUUCGCGGACCAGGAAUUCUACCAAAUCAAAACACAGCUGGAAUACGAGCGCACACAGGAUUCGAGCUGCAAAGCAAUCUUCACGACAGACCACUACCGCAAGCGUGCCAUCAUUGGCUUCUACCUUUUGUUUGCUGGUCAACUCACGGGCACCACGGUCAUCAACAACUACGGGCCAACAUUGUAUGCUUCGCUGGGCUAUGGAGCAGCGGAUCAACUUAUUCUUUCCGGUGGCUGGCUAGUACUGGGCCUUGUGGCCAAUGUAGCGAACGCUAUUCUUCUCGACCGUGUGGGCCGUCGCUGGCUGAUGGUAUCGGGCAUGAUUGGUUGCUUGAUUAGUCUCAUUGGCGAAAUUAUUAUGCUGGCCCUAUUCCAGUGUUCGGAUAACAAGAGUGGGAAGAUCGCUGGUGUGUUUUUCCUGUACCUGCAUCUGGCCUUUUAUGGAACCUGCAUCGACGGCUCGACGUACGUGUACGGUAGCGAGAUUUGGCCAACUCAUCUCCGGGGUAAGGGCUUUUCGCUUUCGGUUGCUGGCCUUUUUGUAGGAUCCACGACACUGUUGACCGCAGCUCCAACGGCAUUUGCUAGAAUUGGCUGGAAAUUUUAUCUGGUUAUGACUGUAUGCACCGUCAUUUCCACCAUUUUUAUCUGUUUCUGGCCUGAGACAAAGGGCUUGCCGCUGGAGGAAAUUGCUGCAAAGUUUGGCGAGAAGGUCACUGUACAAUUGAACGAUUCGGCAGAUGCCGCAUCAGUCUCCAUCGCAGACGUUUCAGCCCCAGUGAAAAAGGCAGAAAACGAGAAGUGA
Talaromyces atroroseus is the source of this 1515-nucleotide messenger RNA. RefSeq lists its product as hypothetical. Gene Ontology annotation, biological process: transmembrane transport; carbohydrate transport. The record is from RefSeq and is a predicted model, not a curated record. The transcript has 5 exons. The coding region runs from base 1 to 1515 and encodes 504 amino acids. Gene Ontology annotation, molecular function: carbohydrate:proton symporter activity. NCBI's taxonomy places the organism in Eukaryota, Fungi, Ascomycota, Eurotiomycetes, Eurotiales, Trichocomaceae. Gene Ontology annotation, cellular component: membrane.